AUGGGCUUAGGAAGUUCUAAGAUGUGGAACUGGCUUUCCCUGCUUAUGAAGCAGAAGGAGAUGCGUAUUCUGAUGGUUGGUCUUGACGCUGCCGGAAAAACCACCAUUCUGUACAAGCUCAAGUUGGGUGAGGUUGUUACGACCAUCCCCACAAUCGGUUUCAACGUCGAGACCGUCGAGUACCGCAACAUCCAGUUCACCGUGUGGGAUGUGGGUGGACAGGAUAAGAUUCGUCCCUUGUGGAGACAUUACUUCCAGAACACCCAGGGUAUCAUUUUCGUCGUCGACAGCAAUGACCGUGACCGUGUGCCUGAAGCCCGUGAGGAAUUGCAGCGCAUGCUCAACGAGGAUGAACUGAGGGAUGCUCUUCUCCUCGUGUUCGCCAACAAGCAGGAUCUGCCGAAUGCCAUGAGCGUCGCCGAGAUCACAGACAAGCUUGGUCUCCACAGCCUGCAGCGACGUACCUGGUUCAUCCAAUCCACCUGCGCCACUUCUGGUGACGGUCUGUUCGAGGGCCUUGACUGGCUUGCCACGGAAAUCAAGAAGAACAACGCCUAA
Molecule: messenger RNA, 558 nt
Organism: Dichotomopilus funicola
Lineage: Eukaryota; Fungi; Ascomycota; Sordariomycetes; Sordariales; Chaetomiaceae
Product: ADP-ribosylation factor
Exons: 4
Coding region: 1-558 (185 amino acids)
Biological process (GO): intracellular protein transport; vesicle-mediated transport
Cellular component (GO): plasma membrane; cytoplasm
Molecular function (GO): GTP binding; GTPase activity
Source: RefSeq, a predicted model, not a curated record